This is a messenger RNA of Doryrhamphus excisus (bluestripe pipefish), 6226 nucleotides long. RefSeq names its product microtubule associated serine/threonine kinase 3a (gene mast3a). Gene Ontology annotation, molecular function: protein binding; ATP binding; protein serine/threonine kinase activity. NCBI's taxonomy places the organism in Eukaryota, Metazoa, Chordata, Actinopteri, Syngnathiformes, Syngnathidae. The record is from RefSeq and is a predicted model, not a curated record. Gene Ontology annotation, biological process: peptidyl-serine phosphorylation; intracellular signal transduction.
CCAGUAGCAAGGCAGUGCGCAUGCGCUGUCCGUCGCUGCUGAGCCUGUGACUGACUGACUGGAAAGUUUUUCUCACUGUUAUUUUUUGUCGCAGCUAUCAGUCGGCAAUGUCUCGCACUGUGGAAGACGGGUUUUUUAAGGAAACGUAACUGGUGAUAGGGCUAGCUAGUAGAGCGACGGACAUGGCCGUAGAAGCCGCUCGUUAUUGUCGAGCUGGCGAGCCGUGGGUCUGGGGUCAGUUUUUACCGAAGCUGAAUGGAGUUGCUUCCAUCGGAGGCUGUGGGCUAAGCUAAGCUAACUGACUCUAGCAAAGCUACACCGGGGAAACUAUUUGACAUGUAGAGGACACCUUCCACACCUGGAUUGGCUUCAUCGAUCACCAUGUCUGACCAAAACCAUUACUGGACGGUGCUGCCGAGCUACAAAACUAGUUUUGUAACCGGGGCCAUGAUGAAGAGAUCCAGAGGUGCCCGUAACAACAAGAGAAGGAGUUUGGCGGUCGGGACCCCUUCGCCCACACUCUCACGACCGCUUUCACCUCUCCCACUUGCCACAGCUGGUAGCAGCCCUUCAGAAAGUCCUAGAAAUGUGUCUGCCAGCAGCUCUGCCAACUUCCAGUUCGCCCGCAGCCAUCUGGCCCGCAGUGAGAGAGGCGAUGGUCGUCGAUGGUCUGUGGCGUCAGUUCCGUCGUCUGGAUACUGCACCAAUGCACCCAGUUCAUCAGUAUCUUCGUCUUCUUCCCAGGAGCUCUUGCACCAGUUGCCCCUGCAGCCUACACAAGAUGAUCUCCACUUCCUGUUCAAACAUUUCCGGAGCACAGAAAGCGUGGCUGAUGAAGAAGGAACACACCCUUCACCCCCCGUCAGGCUUCGCUCUCGCAGUCUCAGCCCUGGACGUACGUGCGGAACAUUUGACAAUGAGAUUGUCAUGAUGAAUCAUGUCUAUAAAGAGCGUUUCCCCAAGGCGACCGCGCAGAUGGAGGGUCGACUUCUGGACAUUAUUGAAGAGUGUUCCCCAGAAACGGCUCUCCCUCUGGCUGACGGUGUCCUCGGGUUCAUCCAGCACCAGCUGGUGGAGCUGGCCCGAGAUUGUCUGGACAAGUCCCAGAAAGGCUUGGUCACCUCCAGGUACUUUGUGGAGCUGCAGGAGAAACUGGAGAAGCUUCUGCAUGAGGCUUACGAGCGCUCCGAGAGCGAAGAAGUCGCCAUCAUAACAAAACUGGUGAAGAAGAUCCUCAUCAUCAUCUCUAGGCCUGCCAGGCUCCUGGAAUGUCUGGAGUUUGAUCCAGAGGAGUUCUACCAGCGUUUGGAGGCCGCAGAAGGCCAAGCCAAAGUGGGCCAGGGGAUUAAGACUGAUAUUCCCAGAUACAUCGUCAGUCAGCUCGGCCUCACCAGAGAUCCUCUGGAAGAGAUGGUCCAGCUUGAGCAAACAAGCCCAAGCCACAGGUCUGCCAGCAGGGAGUCUGAUGAGUCUGGCGAGGCAACGCCAAUACAGAGCCGUGCAGUAUGCACCCCUCCUCGUAGGAAACCACUGGAGAGUGACUUCGAGACUAUCAAGCUCAUUAGCAAUGGCGCCUACGGAGCUGUAUUUCUUGUCCGUCACAAAGAAACCCGACAACGCUUUGCCAUGAAGAAGAUCAACCGGCAGAACCUGAUUUUAAGAAACCAGAUCCAGCAGGUGUUCGUAGAGCGAGACAUACUCACCUUUGCUGAAAACCCCUUUGUGGUUUCCAUGUUUUGCUCGUUUGAAACACGACGGCACCUCUGCAUGGUCAUGGAGUAUGUGGAAGGUGGGGAUUGUGCCAAUCUGUUGAAAAACAUUGGUCCUCUGCCUGUGGACAUGGCCCGCAUGUAUUUUGCAGAAACCGUCCUGGCUUUAGAGUACCUUCACAACUAUGGCAUUGUACAUCGAGACCUCAAACCUGACAAUUUGCUAAUCACCUCCAUGGGGCACAUAAAGCUGACUGACUUUGGCCUGUCAAAGAUUGGCCUCAUGAACAUGACGACUAAUCUGUAUGAAGGCCACAUUGAGAAGGACACAAGAGAGUUCAUUGACAAGCAGGUGUGUGGUACUCCAGAGUACAUCGCCCCAGAGGUGAUCCUGCGACAGGGCUAUGGGAAGCCUGUAGACUGGUGGGCUAUGGGCAUCAUUCUUUAUGAGUUCCUUGUGGGCUGUGUGCCUUUCUUUGGGGACACACCUGAACAGCUCUUUGGCCAAGUGGUCAACGAUGACAUCAUCUGGCCUGAUGGAGAGGACGCGCUGCCUGCUGAUGCCCAAGACCUGAUCACCAGACUACUUCGUCAGAGCCCACUGGAGCGCCUGGGAACAGGUGGAACUACGGAGGUGAAGGUGCACAUGUUCUUCCUGGGACUUGACUGGAAUGGGCUCCUGAGACAGAAAGCCGAGUUCAUACCACAACUGGAGACUGAGGAUGACACCAGUUAUUUUGACACACGAACGGAGCGUUACUCUCAUCUAGGCUCUGAUGAAGAUGAUGAAACUAACGACGAUGAAUCCUCUCUCGAACUGCGCCAGUUCUCCUCAGUGGCACAUCGCUUCAGCAAGGUGUACAGCAGUACCGAGCACCUGUCCACCUCCACUCCAUCCAAUCAGAGCUUAUCAUCUUCAGAGAGAAGCCACAGUGAAGAGAAGGACGAGCGAUGGGAGAGCAGAGGAGCCUUUUCCCCUGGUGACGGACACAAACAUCUGGCUAGUGGAGACAGAACAGAUGGACUCAGGGGGAGUUUGCGUCCUCGUGCUUCAUCCAGUUCCUCCCAGUCAGAGCGCAGUGCUAGCCCGCUGGUAUUGAACAGUACCCAGAGCCUCGACAUCAUGCCUCGCUUUGCCAUCUCUGCCGAGGAGGAAGAAGGUAUGGUCUCCAACUUGCGGCGCAUUCGUCUCCGCAGCAACAGCACCGGCACCCGACCAUCAUUCCGCAGAGGCGCGUCCAGACGGAUUGCCCACCAAUUGGAGACCCCAGAAAAAAACAGACCUCCAGCUGGAAAAGUCCCCAAGUCUGCCUCAGUGUCCGGCCUAUCCCUCAUCAUUACCCCAGAUGACUCUGUGGGACCUCCUUCCAGCCCCAAGUCGUCUUUAUCAUUAUCGUCCAACCCCUCAUCUCGAGACUCGUCUCCUAGCCGGGAUCUUUCCAUCAACAUCAGCUGCCUCAGGCCUCCAGUGGUCAUCCACAGCUCUGGGAAGAGGUUUGGCUUCGCUUUGCGAGCAAUCAGAGUCUACAUGGGAGACAGCGACGUCUACACGGUUCACCACAUGGUCUGGUGCGUGGAGGAGGGCAGCCCGGCACACGAGGCAGGUUUGAGAGCUGGUGACCUCAUCACUCAUGUCAACGGAGAAUCUGUGCAGGGCCUCGUCCACACUGAGGUGGUAGAGCUUCUGCUUAAGAGUGGCAACCGCGUAACCCUGCAGACCACCGCUUUAGAGAACACUUCCAUCAAGGUGGGCCCUGCCAGAAAGACGAGCCAUAAGGCCAAGAUGGCUCGACGCAGCAAAAAGAGCAAGAGGAGAGAUGGACAGGACAGCCGGCGCCGUAGCAUCUUGAAGAAGCUGUCUAAACAUACGCCUCCGCAGCCCAUGCAGAGCAGUCGUAGCUUUUCGUCCGGAUUCCACCAGUCAUCCAGCGACAGUCUCUCUGGCUCUCCCACACAGUCUCUCUCUCCUGGCCCCUCAACACCUUGCCGCUCCCCUGCUCCUGACCACUCCGGAGAUUCAAGUUCCUCUCCCUGCUCCAGCUCCCCUAACUCACCAGUACCUCAGGCCCGUCCCAGCUCCCUUCACGUCCUAGGCCGCUAUACCAAGGCCGGUCGCUGCAAGUCCACCAGCAGCAUCCCUCCAUCCCCGCUGGCCUGCAUCCCACCUCCACAGCCUCUGUCUCCUCAGUGCUCUCCCUCCUGCCUUCCCAGCCAUCCCAAGUCCCUGCAGGGUUUUCAUGGUAAAACACUGUCCCCUCCCACUAUCGCCCGCCAUUCUGUGCGGCCUCGCAGUGCGGAGCCGCCACGCUCACCGCUCCUCAAAAGGGUGCAGUCAGCAGAGAGGCUGACUGGGGAUAAAGCAACAGGCGGGUACCACAGUGAUAGGAAAGCCUACAGCACCCGUCGCCAUACCAUGGAGAUGCCGCUGUCUGAGGGUGAGGACGUGGAGGAGGACAGUACUUCUGGGUUUGUAUGUGUUGGUGAACACGGCCGCCAGGGACUGUACGUAGGGGGGCAAAGAGGCCACCAGGACCUUACCGGAGGAGGCAACGAGCACCAUCGCUCGUCCUCACCACAACACCGUGGCGGUAACCAUCACUCCAAAGAGGUGGUCGUGAUGAGGAAGCUGGCUCUGUCAGAGCGCCGGGACUCCUUCAAGAAACAAGAGGCCGUGCAGGAAGUUAGUUUUGACGAUCUGGACGAGAGAGAGGUGACAUCCAGCCCCACCCAGCUACCUGUGACUCAACCCAAGGUGUUCAAGGCGUCCUGGGUCAGCUCGGCCCGGUCGGACUCCAAUCUGAAGCCUGCAGGAAAAGCGUCACAAGAUACGGCGGCACAGCAGAAAGCCAAGUCACAGGAUUAAAGAGAAGUUUUAGGUAAUCACCUGGCGAAGAAAAUAGAAUAACACCGGACUACCACGCCACCUGACAACUGUGAUCAAAAUCCCAUCAUCGCAAGCUUUGAAGAUCAACGUUUCUCAGUAAUAUAAUGCAUCCUUCAACACUGUCAACACAAAGAAAAUAUCCUUUGUUUUAAAUGGUUAUUUAUAUAUACUCACAUGGUUUUUGGUUGCUACCUUGGAUGCGUUGACGGUGGUAGGUGCUGACAAGAGCGGAGUUCAACAUUUGAGUUGGUUUAGGCAUGUACUGCAGUAUAGAAGUUUUAAAAUCACACUGCGCUGCUUCCCUGAUUGCGGCGGUGACCAUGACUGCUAAGUGAGAGCCUCACUGUAACAUGAUCACACUUGGAAGCAAACAUCGGUGCCAAAGCAAGGUUAGCCAUAGAAACCUCACAUAUAAGACAGGUUCCCGUGUACAUAAUGCAUGCGUGUUGGCAAGCGUUUUCGCACUGACGCUCUCCCUGCUGUGCUUGAGCAUUAUUGCACUGUGCUGCUGGUAAUGUCUCACAGCACCUUAAACUACCUGUCGUGUCAGUCGCCGGUUCAUCUCCAGUCAGUUUGGUGUGUUCGCACAAGUCUUGUAGCCUUGUAACACAUUUCAGGACGAUUUCUCUCGACUUGGGUUGGAAAAAAACAACAACUGUACAGUGGAAACAAAAAAAAAUCCAUGCAAAUUUCCUUUGCUGUUGUGUAAUAUGAAUGAAUGUUUACAUUUUACUACAAAUAUGUGUGUGAGUUUGUUAAGUUAUUAAAAAUGAAUGUGAGGGAAUGACAGUUAAACCCUGCCAGAAGGAGAGACCAGAGGUAGUCUCUUUUUGUGUGUGUAUAUUUUCCAUAAGCAAACAGUCUUGUUGCAGUACUACUAACCUACGCUGUUGAUGUAUAUUGUAUAAACAACAAUGGACCUUAACAGCUGUUCAUGGUGUUUUUGAAAGUGACCUUGUAAGGCGAGUGGAGCUCCAAAAUAAGUUUAGCGCAUCUAAACGGCAGGUUCUUAAUCUCCUGUUAAAAUCAACCUCAAAGGAUUGUGCAUGCUUUACAUUCCAGCACAAUAUUCCCACCUUCUUUUUUGCCUGUUUGCAGGAUUUUAUUCAACUCGUGGAAGUAUUCCUUUUAUACAGAAGGAAAAUUGGAUUUGGGAUUUUUUUUUGCAAUUUGGAGUCAAAUACUGUAUAUUUUGCUUUGAGGAUUUAAUCUCAUGUUGUACUCUUGUUAAGCCGUAUGAUAUCACCCAUACCUUAACUUGUAUAAUCACUUUUUCUUUUUUUUAAUGUACAUUUAAUUUGUCAUAUAAAUGAAAGUACAUCACAGAAGAAGCUGCACAACGCCGUUUAGCACCUCACACCCAAAUGCAGCAUUAUCUAAAGCGUACUUUUUGUUGAACACUGUGUGUGUGUGAUACACUCCCACGUUGAUACAGAGCUGUCAUUCAUUGGCUCCACUCUUGUGUGAUUAUGGUGUUGUUCCCCACUCAUUCCCCUGACUGGCCCUUGUGAAGUUCCUACUAUGUGGGUAUCUGGUUUGGACUGGCGUGCCAAUGUAUGUUGUUUUUUUAAUGUCUUAACAGUGCUUGAAAUAAAAUACUCACAAAAAAGGACAAUUAAGUCCAAAUGUGAAA